Molecule: messenger RNA, 9088 nt
Organism: Oncorhynchus keta (chum salmon)
Lineage: Eukaryota; Metazoa; Chordata; Actinopteri; Salmoniformes; Salmonidae
Product: N-acetyllactosaminide beta-1,3-N-acetylglucosaminyltransferase 2-like
Exons: 3
Coding region: 2638-4128 (496 amino acids)
Cellular component (GO): membrane
Molecular function (GO): hexosyltransferase activity
Source: RefSeq, a predicted model, not a curated record
UCCAACUGCUUGUCUCGAAUCCUGGGCACGGAACGUGCAAAAUAGAGGGCUUGCAGUUGCAUCUCAAAUCACCUACCAACCGCGGUGUUGGAAGACCAGUCAGUCUGGUAAAAGUCCUCCAAUCGGCCACAUGACUGGUUGCGUAUUGCUACCACCGGAAACGUUAGGAAGAUUACCCAAUAUUUAUUUUUCUAAAGACCGAGAAAAGGGAGGCAUUGGGAUAACGUAAGUAACAUAUUUCGAAAAUUAUCAAAAACGAUGCAUUACAUCCGGCCGUGAUUGGGAGUCCCAUAGGCCUUCAUUGUAAAAUAAGAAUGUGUUCUUAACUGAUUUGCCUAGUUAAAUAUUAUUAGCUAAAUUGCUACAGAAACUUAGUGUGUAAGCUAACAAUGUUCGCUAGUUAGCUAGCUACCUUUACAUACUGUAUAUUUAACAAAGUUAAUUUUAUAUCACCUGCUUGCUAACUUCAUAUUAGCUAGUUAGUUAUUUUGAUGUAUUUAUCGUUGUACCGUUAAUUCCAAAUGCGUUUGUAACGGAAGAGGGUGAAAAGAUGAAAGUUAGCUAGCACUGCCAGCUGGGAGAGUAGGCUACUCUGGAUAAGGCAGGUACAUUUGUGGAAGAACAUUAUGAAAAGAUUCUCCUGUUCCAGUCCCUAGCGAGAAGAUGGCAACAUCAUUUUCAGUGCUGUCUAAUUUGAGUAUAAUGCAGCCUGUUUCUUUGGGAUGUUUUCUGUCGUGAAACCCUGUCUGCAGAUGAAGAGGUCCAAAUUAAUGUCCCAAGAGAAUACGAGUGCAUCCCUGUAUACUAUGGAUUAUGUAUACCUAGCUAUGUUAGCAAAUGUUGUAAACAAAAAGUGUUUAAAAGUAUAAACCUAUUACAACUGGAGCAGCCCACGGGCACCUUAAUUGGGGGGCUCUUGGUAAUGGCUGGAACGGGAAUUGGUGGAACGUUAUUAAACGUUAUUAACGUUAUUAAAUAUGAGCUGUGCUCCCAUCAACAGCCUCCACUGGUUUGCACGCUUCUGUUCCAACGAAGUACCAACACACCUGAUUCAAUGUAUAAUUACGUGGACUAUUGCUGGGCUGGACAGAAAUCUGCUCAGCCAGUAGAUCAGGUCUCAGUGGGUGGGGUUGGCCGUGUCCUUGUUUUUACUGAAAUGUCUAACUUUUACAAACGAAUUAGAUUACUUGUACAUUUUGAAAUGAUAUGAAAGUGUUGAUUAUUUGAAGUUAAGUGUUAAAACUGUUUUUAAUUAUUAACUUAACUUUUAUUCAGGAUGAACUAGUGUUGAUGUUGAGUAAUCCCAGAUCACAAUCUUUCAAUAAAGAGGGUGGAAUCAGAAGAUGAUGGGGAUCCGUAUCUGAAAACACAACUACUACCACCAAGUUCACUGACAGAUACUUUUCUCCAAGGUCUGAGUAGCACUUGGAGGUGCCACUGUGAUAAUGAAGAUGGUUUGCCUAAGACUCCCACAACAAUUACAUUGUCUAUGCUACAUUUUUAAAUUGUAAAGAAAGAAAAGUUAGGCUAUAAGAAAUACUUUUUAUUCAAUGUGGCUAGGCAAAGCAGAUAUGACACAAUACUUUUUAUUCAAUGGGGCUAGGCAGAGCAGAGAUGACACAAUACUUUUCAUUUCACCCAUACAACAACAUUAUUAAAGUACAGUAUGUUUAUAGUAUCAAACAAUAGUCUUUUACACAUUCCAAAUUACAUUUUAUAUAUUGAUAUGGUUUAAGGGGGCACUUUUGUCAUGAUGACAAGGUGAAAAUGCUCUCCUCAAAUGGCACAACAUAACUCUCAGAUUGACCAAAGCACAGCAUAUAACAACCAUCUUGUGUAACUGAGGGAUGUCUACUUUCAUAUCUGGAAAAGGAUGAACUAAUAGAAGUAGAAACUGAUGCUGCUGCAGCAUCGCUCAUCUUCACUGUCAACAUGGGUGUGGUUGCCAUGUUGCCAUCUUGGACUUCAAAAGGUAUGUACCCACAUAAAGCCCAACAUGGCAAGCACAUGUGGGGCCAACAUGGAUACUGGGGACAACUUUAUGAGAACCUUCUGGUUAUCCUAGAUGGGGGUCCAAGUGGUAACCAUUCUUUAACUCACCUGGGAUAAAAACCUGGAGCCCAUGUGGGUUAUCACACAGUUGCCCACUAGGGUCCCUUAAUAAGCCCAACAUGGCAACCACACUUGGGGUCAGCUUGGAUACUGAGGACAAAACUUUGUAGGUCCUUUUGGGUUUACCAAAUGUAGCCCAACAGCCCUUUAUUAACCCUUAUGGGCCCCACAUGGAAAUGUUGGCUGGGCUGGUUUUCAAUUUAAAAAGGUUUUCAUGAAGAAGGGCGUUUGUUUAGCUGCAUUUAGUCAUGGCUACCUUGUUUUGAGCCUGUUAUGUGUGUUUCUCAUUGCUAGGUUUUAUGGGUAUUAUGACUCAUAAAGCCAAACCUUGACUCAAUAAAUCCAAACCCUUGACUUUUGCAAUUGUGAAAUACACGGUGUUGCUUACUGUACUUUACUGUAUGUAUACUUGAAUUAUCAUUUUUCAAUGGGAAAUGUGCAAAAAUGGAGUGGGACUUAAAAGGAAAUAAACAACAGUAACAUGUAUGGUGCUGAUUGAUUGAAACUGAGUGAUCGAUCAGUUAAAUGGCGUGCUACCAUUGGCGGUGGCGGCGUGUUCUCCUAUGCCUGUGCUGUACUCCAGGUGUCCUGGUGGGAUCUCUCUGUGUGUAUGUCACCCUGGCUGUGUGCUAUGGUACUACCACCACCACAGGCCCAGGCGUUGCUGCCCCUAUCCCACAAACUCUACCAGAGCACUUCAUUGCACUGGGGUUAACCAGUAAUGGCACCGUGGCCCCCCAUCCCACCAGCUCCUUCUGGGACCCCAAGCCCCACGGAGGAGCCCUCUGGAACCUGCUCCAGUUACACAUUGACCGCCAAUACAACCCCAUCCUGAUGCCCAGCAGAGAGUACAAUUACCAUCUUGAUACCAAUAAUAACAAUAAUAAAAACGAUUUGCGGUUUUCCUUCCCCACCUUGAGUGCAGGGUUCUCUGAGAUUGGGAACUUGACGUCUCAAAUGGAGGAUUUUCCAGAGCUGCCCCUGCAGAUGCAGAUGUUUGUGCGCUCCAUGCACUUCAGGGACUACCCUGUCCUCAUUGAGCCUGCUAAACUGUGUGGGCGUGGGCCAAGGAAGGGACAGGGGCCUCUCCUAGUGCUGGCCAUUAAGACCAAGGAUCUGAACUUUGAGAACCGUCAAGCCAUCCGGCAGACAUGGGGCCGGGCGGGAUGGGUGGCAGGGGCGACAGGGAACGGCGGUGUGGUGCGGAGGGUCUUCCUCCUGGGGAAGAACCACGCAGAGCCCCGAGUAGACGUAAGUGAGCUGCUGCAGCUGGAGAGCCGCCAGUACAGGGACAUCCUCCAGUGGGACUUCCACGACUCCUUCUAUAACCUCACCCUGAAGGACGUGCUGCUGUGGGACUGGCUCUCCACCCGCUGCUCCAUGGCACGCUUCGUCUUUAAAGGGGACGACGACGUCCUAUUGCGGACCCCUGCUCUCUUAGACUACCUCCGGGAGCAGACGAUCCUGUCAGGUGCGCCUGGGUCAGAGUUUAUGAAGGGAUUCAUGGUAGGGGAUGUGAUAGGAGCAGCCAGCCCCAACAGAGUCAACACUACCAAGUACUUUAUUCCUGCUAGUUUCUAUAAUGGUCUGUACCCUCCGUACGGGGGUGGGGGAGGGGUGGUGUACUCAGGGGAGCUGGCCCUGAGGCUCAACCGUAUUUCCCGGAGAGUUCACCUGUACCCCAUUGAUGAUGUCUACGUGGGCAUGUGCCUCCACAGGCUCGGGGUCCACCCCAUCCACCACCCCGCCUUCCUCACCUUCGACUUCCCCAAGAAAGAGGGGGAAGAGCGGUGUGCGUACCACACUAUCUUACUGGUACACAAACGCAGCCCUGCUCAGGUAAUGAAGCUGUGGUCGGAGAUAAUGAGGAACCAGACAGAGUGCAACAGCACCAUCCUGAGAACUGAGAAGGAGAACAAGAAUACAUUUCUGAUAGAUCCAUUUAGUGUGAAAGACAACAAGGGACAGGAACUUCUGACGGAUCCAUGGGGUAGUUCUGAAAAUUCAGCUCUAUAGUGAGGUAAUCACUGACUGGUAUGAAACUGACUUAAAGCUGCAAUAUGCAACUUUGUGAGUGACCCGACCAAAUUCACAAAUGUUAGCUAUACGAGCUCAGGUGCAUUCUGUUUCCAAUGGUCAUCCUUGAGAUGUUUCUACAACUUGAUGGGAUUCCACCUGUGGUAAAUUCAAUUGAUUUGACAUGAUUUGGAAAGGCACACACCUGUCUAUAUAAGGUCCCACAGUUGACAGUGCAUGUCAGAGCAAAUACCAAGCCAUGAGGUCGAAGGAAUUGUCUGUAGAGCUCCAAUACAGGAUUGUGUCGAUGCACAGAUCUGGGGAAGGGUACCAAAAAAUGUCUGCAGCAUUGAAGGUCCCCAAGAACACAGUGGCCUCCAUCAUUCUUUAAAUGGAAGAAGUUUGGAACCACCAAGACUCUCCCUAGAGCUGGCCCGGCGGGAGAAGGGUCUAAGUCAGGGAGGUGACCAAGAACCUCAUGGUCACUCUGACAGAGUUCGUCUGUGGAGAUGUGAGGUUCCCUGGCUGGGACCGAGAGACUGAAAAACAGCUUCCGAGUAACCGGCUACCACCCGGUGACUCAGCCCUGCACCUUAUAUCCAUAGACAUGGAAUCACUGGUCCCUUUAAUAAAACACUAGUCACUUUAAUAAUGUUUACAUACCUCUUUACUCAUUUCAUAUGUAUAUACUGUAUUCUACUGUAUUUUAGUCAAUGCCAUUCAGACAUUGCUCAUCCUAAUAUUUAUAUAUUUCUUAAUUCCAUUCUUUUACUUUUAGAUUGUGUGUAUUGUUGUGAAUUGUUAGAUCCUACUGCACUGUUGGAACUAGGAACACAAGCAUUUCGCUACACCCGCAAUAACAUCUGCGAAAUAUGUAACCAAUAAUUAUUAUUAUUAUUUAUUCUUUUUUUUUCUAUUGUGUUAUUGACUGUAUGUUUGUUUAUUCCAUGUGUAACUGUGUUGUUUGUGUCGCACUUCUUUGCUUUAUCUUGGCCAGGUCGAAGUUGUAAAUGAGAACUUUUCAACUGGCCUACCUGGUGAAAUAUAUAUAUAUUUUUUAAAAGAUUAGAUUUUCUGAGGGAGAACCUUCCAGAAGGACAACCAUUUCUGCAGCACUCCACCAAUCAGGCCUUUAUGGUAGAGUGGCCAGACGGAAGCCACUCCUCAGUAAAAGGCACAUAACAGCCCACUUGGAGUUUGCCAAAAGGACUCUCAGACCAUGAGAAAAAAGGUGGAAGGUUCACCUUCCAACAGGACAAUGACCUUGGCACACAGCCAAGACAGUGCUGGAGUGGCAUCGGGACAAGUCUCUGAAUAUCCUUGAUUAGCCCAACCAGAGCCCGGACUUGAACCCGAUCGAACAUCUCUGGAGAGACCUGAAAAUAGCUGUGCAGCAACGCUCCCCAUCCAACCUGACAGAGCUUGAGAGGAGCUGCAGAGAAGAAUGGGACAAAUCUGUACAUGUAAUAUCAUUUUUGUUUUUGCUUUGUCAUUAUGGGGUUAUUGUGUGUAGAUUGAUGAGGGGGGAAAUACUAUUUCAUCCAUUUUAGAAUAACGUAACAAAAUGUGGAAAAAUUCAAGGGGUCUGAAUACUUUCCGAAUACACAGUAGAACUGUCAUCAUCAUUGAAAGCAUGUUGGAAAUUCUGAGGAAAUGUUUAUAGCAAUAUUUUUUUUAUUAUGAUUUAUCAGGAGGUGCUGCAGCACUCAGCACCCCGCGGCUCUGCUGCCUCUUGACAAUGGGGAAGAGGCAAGGCCUUCAUAGGGAGCUAUUCACUGACUGGCUAUCCUAUUAUGUAAAACUGACAUGAUGGUGAUUGUCUAUAGAGAAGGUGUGCUGCCACUUGACAAUGGAGAGGAACAUGAGAAUGGGGAACAGUACAGAUUUAUUCAUGUAAACCUAUUAUUACUAUAAACACAACGAUGUGAGGAACCUGAGGAAAUACUAGACUGGUUGUUUUAAAACUGACUCAAAUGAUAGAUGGUGAUGGAGAAAGGUAUGCUUCCAGCUGAGAACUGCCCUGUAAUAAGGCCCCACAGUGUGAUAAACGUGAACCUACGUUUGACAGAAAUACUGGAUGUCGUUUGUUUUUACUGAUGUUGAAGAAAUGUUUGUUUGUGACGGCAUGUAAGUAUUUGAAGUAUUAAACAGAAUGACCUACUUGGUACACAGUCAACUGUGAAGGCCAUAUAUUGCAUACAUUGCUCAACUGCCUCCUGUUGAACAGGUUUGGGUCCCUUGCUGUGGGCAGGAAUUCUCAUACUCAGUUUUUGGGCUCGGGGGCUAGUUAUGAGAAGAAUCAUGAGGUGCAACAAACAUGUUAAGAUGAAUUACAUUUGACUGAUUUGACCACUGCCACUGCAUAAUGGCUGAGUUAGAUCUGAGGUUUGGUUAUCCCAAACCAACAGUUGAGUAAGUAAAUAAAUGUGUAAAUGAACCUCUCUGACAAAUGUUGUGCACUUUUCAAUGUUUCUCUGAACAUGAACCAUUUUAAUAUUUGAUUAUUUAAUUUUGAAUCAGACAUCUGGACAAAAAUCUUAAACCUAUCAGUACUGAGACCCCCCCAAAAAUCUGCUUUUAAUUUAUCUGCAUGUCCAGCCCUUAUAUUUAACCUCAUAGUGAUAUGUUUUACCAUUUUCUUUUCAGGAUAACCAGGGUUACAAAAAUAACACAAAACAAUUUCACAAACAUGAGUUUUAUUUACAAAUGUCAAUAAAAAAAGUCUGUCAAAGCAAAAACCUUAUAAAAAUGAAUUUAUAUGAAUGCUGUAAGUAUAGAAAUGGUUUGCUCAGUGAGAAAUUAAUAUCCAACUAGUCAGUGAUAACUAUGUGGAGUUUGGAGUUGUGACCGCAAGUGUGAGUUUAUUACAGUAUUAUAGACACUAUGUCCUGGGAUUUCCUCUGAUCGUCUAUGUAGAAGAACCCCCUACCUUCUACCGACUUGUAUGCCUUGUGGACAUCAGAGUGAGAUUCUCAGCUUUUCAUAGAUACCUUUUAAUAGUUUGUACCUCAAACCAUUCGGGAUCCGCCCUUGUCUGACAAACACCGCUCUAGGUCAGCCCCCAUAAUUUACAGUUGGUAUCUAUGGAUACAAAAGAAAAAGAGGAAUCCAACGAUACAACCCAGAGUGUAGCUCACAAACACCAUGUUUAGAAGGGGUUAGAAGUCCAGCGUUGCAAUGGGACACAUUGGGUUAAUUAUAUUGGAAGUAUUUUUCUGACGAAAGACCACAAUAAAGAUUUUAUUACACAACCAUUAUGAACAUAUAUUAUGACACAAACUCAGUCAGGGUGUCAUGGACCAGUUCAAUAUUUCCACCAUUCACCUCUUUUUCAACAUAGCUUAGCAAAGCAUGCUCAUGUUCCUCUCUAGGACAGGUGGUAUAAGUACUGUAUGAUAUACCUAACCUACAUUAUGUCCAUGGGAUCUUAACUCCAACCCCCAAAUACAUGUUAAAACAGCAGGAUGUUUGAUUGGAUUCAUGGGGUGGGAGAGUACAAUCCACAAUAUAUUCUUCAGCACCAGUGUAUUCUGAGGGGGACAUUGGUGUAAACAUCUGUCCAGGGGAUUGUCAUAAACAUCUCAACAAUACAAGCUGCUCUACACUCUGUCCUCUUCUUCCUUCUUCUCAUCCUCAGUGUCUUCCCCACUUUCACUGUAGUGGACAUUACAGCGGUUGGUGUUGACAAAGACAUCGCUCUCGUCAUCAUCUGAGUCCCCCUUUCCAGGCAACACGUCCUGCACACACUGCUUUCAGCUUGUGCCUUCCUCAGUGUGUGUCAGAAGUCAAAUGACAUCCCUUGGGGUGUAAAUUGACACACAUGUACCAAAGAAAUAUCAACGACUGAGCUUAUUGUCAUUGCAGGCAAUCUCAAUGCUGUGCGUUACAGGGAAGACAUCCUCAUCCCUCAUGUGGUACCCUUCCUGCAGGCUCAUCCUGACAUGACCCUCCAGCAUGACAAUGCCACCAGCCAUACUGCUCGUUCCAUGUGUGAUUUCCUGCAAGACAGGAAUGUCAGUGUUUUGCCAUGGCCAGCGAAGAGCCCGGAUCUCAAUCUCAUUGAGCACGUCUGGGACCUGUUGGAUCGCAGGGUGAGGGCUAGGGCCAUUCCCCCCACAAAUGUCUGGGAACUUGCAGGUGCCUUGGUGGAAGAAUGGGGUAACAUCUCACAGCAAGAACUGACAAAUCUGUUGCAGUCCAUGAGAAGAUGCACUGCAAUACUUAAUGUAGCUGGUGGCCACACGAGAUACUGACUGUUCAUUUUGAUUUUGACCCCACCCUUUGUUCAGGGACACAUUAUUCCCUUUCUGUUAGUCACAUGUCUGUGGAACUUGUUCAGUUUAUGUUUCAGUUGUUGAAUCUUAUGUUCAUACAUAUAUUUAAACUUACAUGUUAAGUUUGCUGAAAAUAAAUGCAGUUGACAGUGAGAGUUUAGGUCUUCAUGUGGAUCAAAUCUGUAGGCUACUGUGGGCUAAAUCAAUGACAAACAGCUGAAAUGUUCAGGCUUCAUCUUGAUCUGUGAUCAAAACAGGCUGGGGUGUUUUCGGUUCCAUUUAGUCUAAGGUUAUGCGUAAGCACGCAACUGCACUGAAAUGAAUAGCCUGAUUCAAUGGGAUUCUCCUGAAUAAUAAAUGUUUUUUAUCUGUUCAGAUGUUUGGUCUAUGCACAGACCCAUAGCGAUUCUAACUUUUUGGUAUUUUGCGCUAGGCAUAGCUCUAAAUUGCAGAGCAUUUAAUAAACCAACCACAUUAUCCUGUGAUGUUGAGGCUGAGCAAGACCUUCGAUAGGCUAGUAGACAAUGCAGAAAUAAUCGUGGAGUUAAUCACUUUAUAUAAUCUGAACCAUUGUUUUUCAAUUGGCUAAGCAAACAAGUGGUAGCAUAUGCUUUUUGCUUGUCGCUUUAACAAGGGUUAGGCCUAUAUCCUCACAUACCCCCUCAAUCUAAACCCUGCUUUUAACC